UAUUAGGAACAGUCAUUAAUAAUUCCAACAUGGAUUCUGAUGCUGCACUAUACAUUAGCAGAGCUCUGAGCUAUUCAGUGAUUGCUCUAAGCUUCUGCAUGAAGUUUCCACAGAUCAUAGCCAUAUUUUCCUCCAAGGCAAGUAAAGGACUCAGUGCUAGAGGAUACUGGAUGGAAAUUGUAGGAUACUUGAUUGGAAGCUCGUAUGGAUACUUUCAUGGUUUUCAUAUAUCGACGUAUGGUGAAGCUAUUCUCUUAGCUAUGCAAAGUGCUGUGAUUAUUGCUGGUGUAGUGUACUAUGGACGACAAUGGUCACUAGAGAAUGCUGUCUAUGUAGUUCUAUUGUUUUUGUUUUGUAUUGGCGCUGUCUUAAAGGUAAUCCCUGCUAAUGUCCUCUAUAUUCUAUUGCUGUGUGCUCUUCCCUUGUCAGCUGGAAGCAAGUUGAUUCAGAUCAUGAAGAUCAGGAGCCUACAAUCCCAGGGUGAUGUGAGCAAACUAAUGUGGGGACUGGCUGCAUAUGGCUGUGCAGCAAGGCUGUUUACUGUUUUAGUUGAAGUAAAAGAUGCUCAAGUGUUUCUGAAUUUCCUGGUCUCUCUCAUCCUCAACACAAUAGUGGUCUUACAAUGUAUCUACUAUGGCAACAGAAAAACAGACUAAUUAAUGGACACACUUGGAUGUAUAAUGUGAUGUAGAUUGAUUUAAUCACGAUGUUUUUUAUAUGACAAUUAUUUCAAUGAAAACACCAAAAUAAUGACA
Halichondria panicea is the source of this 755-nucleotide messenger RNA. RefSeq names its product solute carrier family 66 member 3-like. NCBI's taxonomy places the organism in Eukaryota, Metazoa, Porifera, Demospongiae, Suberitida, Halichondriidae. Bases 30 to 656 code for a protein of 208 amino acids. The record is from RefSeq and is a predicted model, not a curated record. The transcript is spliced from 7 exons.